This is a messenger RNA of Spodoptera exigua (beet armyworm), 1614 nucleotides long. Lineage: Eukaryota; Metazoa; Arthropoda; Insecta; Lepidoptera; Noctuidae. The record is from the annotation of a GenBank genome assembly.
GCCGUGAUCGGUGACGUGUGACGUCAAUCAGACAGAUGUGCUGUGACUGCUGUGCAACAUAAGUUUUGGUUUUGGUGAAUGCUGCGAGCUCGUAGUUUUAACUUAAAGCGAAUAUCAAGUAAUGGUCGUCAUACUUAAACAAAAAAAUUAUUAAUUGCAGAAAAUGUCGUAUAAUACUCUGAAUACAGAAGAAAGGUAUGGUGAUUCCACGGUUGAACCAACAAAACACAAACAACAGAAUGAUCAUGAUGAUGACAGCAAUGAACCCCCUCGCAAAAAGCUCGAUACCGAAGAACAUAGCUCUGUAGUAGCUGCCCACUAUAAUCAUCUAGAAGAGAAAGGUUUAAAAGAACGAUUUAACUCGCCUAUUUAUUACCUCCGUAAUUUUAAUAAUUGGGUAAAAAGUGUGUUGAUUCAGGAGUACACGGACAAAAUUCGAGAGAAAGACUAUGGUAGAUCAUUGAGAGUUCUAGAUAUAUGCUGUGGAAAAGGUGGUGAUUUAAGUAAAUGGCAAAAAGCCAGAGUAGAACAUGUCGUGUUUGCUGAUAUAGCUGAGGUAUCAGUUCAACAAUGUCAAACUAGAUAUGAUGAGCUGCGUACACGGACAAGGGGUGGUCGACUAUACUCAGCUGAAUUCAUUGCAGCUGAUUGUUCAAAGGACAAAUUAAGAGACAAAUAUAGAGAUCCUUCUAUAAGUUUUGAUAUUGUGAGUUGCCAAUUUGGACUCCACUAUAGUUUUGAAAGCUUACCACAAGCAAGGAGAAUGCUCACUAACAUAUCAGAGUGUUUAAAACCAGGUGGUUACUUUUUUGGAACCAUUCCUGAUGCCUAUGAAAUUGUGUCCCGAGCGCAAAAAUCUAAUGGCUCAUUUGGCAAUAGGAUUUACAACAUUAAAUUGCUUUUUGAUAUUGAAAAGGGCUAUCCCCUCUUUGGUGGAAAGUAUGAUUUUCAUUUAGAGGGAGUUGUGGAUUGUCCAGAGUUUUUAGUGAAUUUCAAACUAUUUACUAAACUUGCUUCUGAGUAUGGCUUAGAACUAGUUUAUAAAGCAAGAUUUGCUGAUUUCUUUAAAGAUCAUUCUGAGAAGUACAGACAACUGUUACAAAAAAUUGUAUGCUUUGAAAGUUACCCACCACCUCCAGGAAAAGAAUUAAUUGCUGAUGAAAAAGAAUAUGAACAUGCUAAGCAGUAUUGGGAAAGCAAUGAAAACAAGACUGAACGAGACAGAAUUGGCACUAUGAGUUCAAGUGAAUGGGAAGUAGCCACAGUCUACAUGGCAUUUGCAUUCAGAAAACUGAAAAGUACUUGGGAUUCAAAUGGAAAACCUGUAUAUUCAAAGCCAAACAAUGAAUAAAAUUUAGUUUAAUAAGUUAGGUUACAAGAUUGAUGGUAUAAGUGAGUGGGUGCGCCUUGACAUUAUUGUGUUUAGUAAAUUCUAGGGGUAUAUGCUAAGUCCUGUCAUGUCUUGGUGUAAUUUCACUAUCUGAAUCCUCGAAUAUAGUAUCAUUAUACUGCUAUGGUAUUUUAAUAGCCUCUGUUAAUGAAUUCAUAAAUAAUGACUACCUUUAAGUAUAAUGAUGUACCUAACUUAAUAAAAGAUUGUUAAUAUCAAAUCCU